CGGCACUCGAAGCAUCUAGAACAAGAUAGCAGCCUCCCGGUUGCUUCUGUCUUUUUCGCAAUCACCGCUGUCUGUACGGUCUCGUCGCAUACCAGCUUUACCAGUGACUCUCCGUGUGCAUAUAUAACACACGCAAGAACGAACUCGUGUUUGAUUUUUCCGCUGCUACGCGCUGCCUGUGGUGUCGUGUGCGUGGGAACAUCAAGCCGGCUUGCUUCAAACCUGAGGAGUGAUACGACCGGCUCCUCAAGUUGUCUUCUCAGAACGGUGGGGUAUAUCAGGACAGUUUGACAGCUCUUCGUUUUCUUCAAUCUUCACUUUCGCGUCGUAGUCAGUGGCGCUGAUUGGACAUCGUCGGGACUUGUGACGUGAUAUUCGCUAAGUGAGCACUGAGGCUGUCAGUGGAGACGUGGCAUCUUUCUUCCUCCGCUCCCGUCGAUCCACACCAAGGCCCACAGGAUGCGCGUGCAAUGGGUCAGUGUGUCCCUUGUGCUGCACUGCUGGCUACUCCUGGUCCUGCUGCUGUCCUGCUCGGCGGCAGACUCGACCACGCUGAACAGCGCCGGUCAGAGCAUCCACGACAUCAAAGGAAUACCGCAGGUGACCAAAAAGGGCAACCCGUUGCUGAUGCUGAUGGAGCCGGCUCUGCCGGCGCUUAAGUACAUGCUUCCGCUGGUGGCCCUGCUGGCUCUGCCCGAACUGCUGAGCACGGCGCUGACGAGCCUGCGGAGCAUGGCGGCGAUUAACGCGGGCGCCUACACCGUUCAAGCCCGGCGCAGGGGCCGAAGGGGCACCAUGGACGCAGGCCUAGGAGGCGGCACGGUUCCAGGUGGCAUCGACUACAUCCAGGGCGCCCAGCAAAUGAUCACCCUCCUGACGCGCCUGGACGAGGCCGUGCAGCGCUACGGCCAGCAGGAUGCCUCUUGCCAACUGAAGGCCAUGUGCGAGUUUCACCGCUCCGCGAUGAGUCCCGAAGCUGGAACCGUAGCGAAGAACAUCAUCUCUAUGCUCAAGGCCGACGGCCGUGUGGAGAGGUCAGCGAUGCCGGAUGAUCAGAAGGCUGCGAUGCAAGACUUCCUCAAAGCUGCCCAGAACGGGCUGCACCAGCGGAACUGCUCACGCAUCUACAGCGACUGCCACGACACCACCACCACCUAACUAGGAUCGCUAGCUAAUUAAUCUACUGGUCGUCCAUUUCGGUAUUUCCUUUUUUUUUCGCAUGUUCGCCCUGGAACCAACAAUGCUGCGAAAUCAACGAGCCAAGCCAUGUUUUCAGGAGCCAAUUGUGGAGGUGCAGGUGAAGAUACCGUGCGCGUUUUGUGAGUGCCGAAGGCGAAGGACUGCAAACUGAAAGUGACAGUUGCUUAGUGCUCUCCGUGGUGAGGAGAUUCGCUCCAGCAAAAGGCUGCAGAAUUCAUCUGCAUCGGCAACACGGAGCUUGGUGACGUUAUAAAGAAUGUGUCGAAAGUUA
Molecule: messenger RNA, 1471 nt
Organism: Rhipicephalus microplus (southern cattle tick)
Lineage: Eukaryota; Metazoa; Arthropoda; Arachnida; Ixodida; Ixodidae
Source: RefSeq, a predicted model, not a curated record